Molecule: messenger RNA, 3493 nt
Organism: Castor canadensis (American beaver)
Lineage: Eukaryota; Metazoa; Chordata; Mammalia; Rodentia; Castoridae
Source: RefSeq, a predicted model, not a curated record
GUUUUCAUGUGAUCCCCACCAUCUCGAGCAUCGUCCCAGAGAGCUGUCUGCUGAUUGUGGUGGGGCUGCUGGUGGGGGGCCUGAUCAAGGGCGUGGGCGAGACGCCCCCCUUCCUGCAGUCAGAGGUCUUCUUCCUCUUCCUGCUGCCUCCCAUCAUCUUGGAUGCCGGCUACUUCCUGCCGCUUCGGCAGUUCACGGAGAACCUGGGGACCAUCCUGAUCUUCGCUGUGGUGGGCACGCUGUGGAACGCCUUCUUCCUGGGCGGCCUCAUGUAUGCUGUGUGCCUUGUGGGCGGUGAACAGAUCAACAACAUUGGCCUCCUCGACACCCUGCUCUUUGGCAGCAUCAUCUCCGCCGUGGACCCAGUGGCUGUGCUGGCUGUCUUUGAGGAGAUCCACAUCAACGAGCUGCUGCACAUACUGGUCUUCGGGGAGUCCCUGCUCAACGAUGCCGUCACUGUGGUCCUGUAUCACCUCUUUGAAGAGUUUGCCAACUAUGAUCAAGUGGGCAUCGUGGACAUAGUCCUCGGCUUCCUGAGCUUCUUCGUAGUGGCCCUGGGUGGGGUGUUUGUGGGCGUGGUCUACGGGGUCAUCGCAGCCUUCACCUCUCGAUUCACCUCCCACAUUCGUGUCAUCGAGCCGCUCUUCGUCUUCCUCUACAGCUACAUGGCCUACUUAUCAGCCGAGCUCUUCCACCUUUCAGGCAUCAUGGCACUCAUCGCCUCAGGGGUGGUGAUGCGUCCGUACGUGGAGGCCAACAUCUCCCACAAGUCCCACACCACCAUCAAGUAUUUCCUGAAGAUGUGGAGCAGCGUCAGCGAGACCCUCAUCUUCAUCUUCCUUGGUGUCUCCACUGUGGCCGGCUCCCAUCACUGGAACUGGACCUUUGUCAUUAGCACCCUGCUCUUCUGCCUCAUCGCCCGAGUGCUGGGCGUGCUGGGCCUGACCUGGUUCAUCAACAAAUUCCGCAUUGUGAAACUGACUCCCAAGGACCAGUUCAUCAUUGCCUACGGGGGCCUGCGAGGGGCCAUCGCCUUCUCCCUGGGCUAUCUCCUGGACAAGCAGCACUUCCCCAUGUGUGACCUGUUCCUCACUGCCAUCAUCACCGUCAUCUUCUUCACCGUCUUUGUGCAGGGCAUGACCAUUCGGCCCCUGGUAGACCUGUUGGCUGUGAAGAAAAAGCAAGAAACAAAGCGCUCCAUCAAUGAGGAGAUCCACACACAGUUCCUGGACCACCUUCUGACAGGCAUCGAGGACAUUUGUGGCCACUACGGCCACCACCACUGGAAGGACAAGCUUAAUCGGUUUAAUAAGAAGUAUGUGAAGAAGUGUUUGAUAGCCGGCGAGCGCUCCAAGGAGCCCCAGCUCAUUGCCUUCUACCACAAGAUGGAGAUGAAGCAGGCCAUUGAGCUGGUGGAAAGUGGGGGCAUGGGCAAGAUCCCCUCUGCUGUCUCCACCGUCUCUAUGCAGAACAUCCAUCCCAAGUCCCUGACUGCUGAGCGCAUCCUGCCAGCACUGUCCAAGGACAAGGAGGAGGAGAUCCGCAAAAUCCUGAGGAACAACCUGCAAAAGACCAGGCAGCGGUUGCGGUCCUACAACAGACACACACUCGUGGCUGACCCCUACGAGGAGGCCUGGAACCAGAUGCUGCUCCGGAGACAGAAGGCCCGGCAGCUGGAACAGAAGAUCAACAACUACCUGACAGUGCCGGCCCACAAGCUGGACUCACCCACUAUGUCACGGGCCCGUAUUGGCUCAGACCCUCUGGCCUACGAACCAAAGGCAGACUUGCCAGUCAUCACCAUCGACCCAGCCUCCCCACAGUCACCCGAGUCUGUGGACCUGGUGAAUGAGGAGCUGAAGGGCAAGGUCCUGGGGCUAAGCCGGGAUCCAACAAGGGUGGCUGAGGAGGAUGAGGAUGAGGAUGGAGUCAUUAUGAUGCGGACCAAGGAGCCCUCGUCCCCAGGCACUGACGAUGUCUUCACCCCUGGGCCAAGUGACAGCCCCAGCUCCCAGAGGAUACAACGCUGCCUCAGUGACCCAGGCCCCAACCCUGAGCCUGGGGAAGGGGAGCCUUUCAUCCCCAAGGGACAGUAGCGCCAGGCCAAUGGGCAGCACCUAUCCCAUAGACUCUCCCAUCAGAGCAGGGACUGGGGGAGAGCUUGGGGACUCCCUCACCCUUGCUGACCUGGAUUGGCCCUGUCCUUCCUCCCCAGCGCAUGGCAGCUGGGUCCACAAUCCCCACAGCAGCACGGCUUCCCCCUGCCUCCUGGGAAGCGCCCCCUCCCACCAGAACUGCCUUCCAAAUCUAUUUGGCAGAACUGCUGGGCUGGUGAGGCAGGCCCUGCUCCUGCAGAUCCAGGCUAUCCCAUACUCGGACCAGGCCUUAGUCUCCCAGGCCACAAGACUCCUCCCUCUACUCCAGCACCCUCCUCAUUCAGACCAAUCUUUCUUUCUAACCAAAGAGCCUGUGGCUCCAUAGUGAUCCCAGCCAGGAAAGGAAGGAACUGAGGCCUCCUUUGCUCUUGGCCAGGCCCUCUUUUAUUUGAGGAAACCAGGGGCAGGAAUUAGCAACCCAUGGCAGUCCCAGCCCACUCCUGCCAGCUGUGGCAACCUGGCCACCCAAGCUGUCUUCGCUCAGAGCUGCAGGCUGGGGGCAUCUCUGAGCUUCUCUGCCUGGAGCAGGGGUGCUUUAGACAGUGAAGUGACUUGGGUGAUGAGGACCACUGGGCCUUUCUGGGGCUACUACCAGGGGGAGGGACUGUCUGGGGCUCCAGAAAGUACUACCUUUCUAUUUUGAUUUACACUUCCACAUCUGAUACUGUUUGCACAGAGGCACUCCUGGUUUUAGGAUAUCUGAAAAUCCCUGGCAGGUCAGAGCUCAGCCCCUCUCACCCCAGCCUUCUGCUCCAGAGAAUCAUGCCUCCUCAUUUGUGCCUGUGUGUCUGACACCCUCUCCCAAAUUGGUCCUCUGCCUGCUGGGCUUUUAACUUUUGUCCAAGGCUCUGAUUUCGGCUGUGGCUCCCACCUGUCGUGAUUCUCCAACCUCACAGGCACAGAGUUCCCUGGCACCUGCCUUGCCCUUGGGCCUGACCCUCAUUUCCUGCUGGCCUAUUCUUUCUUACUCUCUCCCCCCCCACACUUGCCCCUACACCAGGCCUCUCACUCUCAUGCGUAUCCAGCUUGCUGUGGAGCCCAGCUCCAAGGGAGAGGGCUUUCCCUGAGGGUCUCCCACUCUGGGCAGAGUUGCUGGAGUGGACAGAAUCCUGGGUCCCCACUCCCUACACCCCCACCACCAUGGCCAGGACCAGGCCUAUGGGUAUCUGUCUCCCCUCCCACUCCAGAAUCGUGCAAUAGUCAGUGUCCCUCUCCCAGGGACAGGGCCAUGGGUGCUCGGCCCAUCUGUCUUUCUCCUCUCCAUGCAAAGAGCUGUUUUGGGCAGGAGUCGCCAUGAAAGAUGACAUCGACAACCAUGCACAAAGCCACCGCAACUG